Messenger RNA from Drosophila miranda, 6379 nucleotides. It is a transcript of the gene Usp10, whose product is annotated as nuclear receptor coactivator 6. The record is from RefSeq and is a predicted model, not a curated record. Gene Ontology annotation, molecular function: cysteine-type deubiquitinase activity; cysteine-type endopeptidase activity. Gene Ontology annotation, biological process: DNA damage response, signal transduction by p53 class mediator; regulation of autophagy; protein deubiquitination. Gene Ontology annotation, cellular component: cytosol; nucleus. The transcript is spliced from 11 exons. NCBI's taxonomy places the organism in Eukaryota, Metazoa, Arthropoda, Insecta, Diptera, Drosophilidae. The coding region runs from base 482 to 5551 and encodes 1689 amino acids.
GUCCUUAAGUCCGCGGUCACACUGCUAAAGAACAAUAAAUCCGUUUGUUGCACAAAAAAUAAAUUUAAAUAAAAUUUAAUCUCAAUUGAUAAUAAAGUACUGUGCUAACACAUACCAAGUGCUUGUGCGUGUGCGGUGGCCGUCGGUGGAAAAACAUUGUUAAUUGGAGCAACGAAGUAGAAGCGUGUAAAGAGUUGCGGAAUUAUCGUCGUGGUCGUGUCAUUAGAAAAAGAAGAGAGCCAGCGAACGAGAGAGCCGCCGCGACACCAGCCAGCAGCCACCAGGCCAUCUCAGUGCCGCAUUUGGCCGCCCGCACGCAUAAAAUAUGAUCAAAUUGCUACGAAAUUGAUUUCAAUUGGCGACUCAACAAAAGCAAACCGAAUCUUCAAUGUUUGACGCCUGCAGCGAAUCUUGAGACUCAUUUCACCCCUCCAAAACGAACAAACAACGGAGCAAGCCAAGUACUUGAGGUUCCCAAAGAAUGGCGCAGAAAACACAGCCGCAGCAGGCAGCGGCACCGCCAUCAUCGGUCGGAGCUGGCACUGCGGCACCCGCAGCAGCCGGAGCAGCAGCAGCAGCACAGCCGCAGCCACCGCCAGUUGCUGCAACCACACCCGUGUCGAAUCCAUCCACGCCGCAGCCUCCUAGCAGCAACAAUAACAAUAAUAGUGUGGUGUCUCCCGCCGGAAACAACAAUAAUAACGUGAUGGCGGCACCCGUCCAGGCCUUCACACCCACCGGACAGCCGAUAUACAACCAAGUUUACAUGCCCGCCCAUGGAGGACAUCCGCAUGCGGGCGGCCACUAUGCUCCAGCCAUGCUCCAGGCACCCAUUCCGAGCAACGUCUAUGUGAACAAUGUCACUGCCAAUGUGAAUCUGCAUGGCUGGUCGCACUCGGUUCCCGCCUACAUACCCGGAGGAGGACAGGCCCACUACAUGGCCCACGGGGACAUGCCACAGGACCAGCAGGGUAAUCCGCUGAUGCAACAACUGCAGCCAUUGCCUAUUAAUUUGGCUGCCCAGGGAGUCAGUCCCAAUCCGCAUAAUCCUGGCAUGGGUGGCCGUGGACGUGCACGUGGGCGCGCCCGUGGCGGAGGUGGGCUGAGACGCAAUGACUACCACGGACCACGUCACCUGCAACAACAACAACAGCAGCAGCAGCAGCAACAACAGCUGAUUUCUCUGGCCCCACAGCAACAACUGCAGCCGGACGGCGGCGGCGCCGGGACGCCCAACAUGCAGCUCCAGCCGGACCAUCAGCUGGUUGCCGGACCGCCCGAAGGUCAAAUGCAGCCCGUUCCCUACUACGCGCCCCAUCACUACACCUACGGGCCGUAUCCCGCUACCUAUUUUGCACCGCAGCAUGCGGCCCUGCAGGGUCCGCCCAACGCGGCCGCAGCAGCGGCUGCCCAGCAGGCCACCGGCCCCCCGCUUUACAUGCCGAUGAUGUACAAUCCGGCUGCCAUGUACAACUGCAUGGGAGGCUACGUCUACCAGCAUCUCAUCCCACAACAGGAGUACCAAUACGUGCCCGAGGAUGGCAGCCAGGCGGGCGGCAUAGAUGAGCGUGGCCAGCAGCCGGAUGGAGGCAUGCCACAGAUCUGGCAUGCCGGCCCCAUGUACGCGGAGGAGUACGCCGACGUGCUUCAGCAACAGCAACAACAGCAGCAGCAGCAGCAGGUCUCGCAUCCAAAUGGGGCCCCUACUCUCGGGGAUGAGCUCAACCACAACAGCUUCUCGCUGCCCUCCUCGGAAACGGGCAGCAUGCUGAGCCCCAGCUGUUCCGUCUACGAGGCGUCGAUCCAUGAGAUGCAGCACCAAAUGAGCGUCAUGCAAAUCUACGACGAUGGACAGAUGGCCUCCCUGCAGACCAUUCACCCGGGAGCUGGUCCAGCCCAACAGUACGUGGAUGAGCUAUCUGAAUGCGGUGUUGCACCGCCUGGAGCCAUUCCAGUGGAAUGGCAAGCCCCAAUACCAAUAGCCGGACCAGCAGCCAUGUUGCCUCCACCGCCACAGUGGCAGGCGGGGCAGGAAUGGCAGCAACCGACAACAGUGGCCAUCGAACAGCAGCCACAGCAAAUGAUUCAGGCGCAGCCAUCGCAAGCCCCCACACCGACACCACAGCAACAGCAGCAGCAGCAGCCACCGCCGCCGCCGCCGGCGCAUCAGGAUCAGCUGGUCGUGGAGAAGAAUUUGAUGAACAAUAAUAAUGAAGUUCCUUUGGAGAAUGUUUUGAGCAAUGAAAAACAGCAGCAGAUCGAAAUUGAGUAUCAGCAGCAGCACCAGCAACAACAAAAACAACAACAACAACAGCAACAGCAACAAGAGCAGCAACAACAACAACAGCAGCAGCAGCAACAACAACAACAGCAGCAGGCACAUCCUCCUCCGCCGCAGCAACAGCAGCAACAGUUGCCACAGCAAAUUGAGAAGCAGGCAACGAAAGUUGCUGCCCAUCUGGUGGUGGCAACAGUGGCACCUCAACAGCAACAGCAACAGCAGCAGGCGGCACCGCAGCACCAUCAACAGCAACAGACAUCGCCAGUGGUGAUGCCACAGCAGCAACAGCCCCAACAGCAGCAGCAGCAACUACCCCAGCAGCAACAGACCAGCUACCAGGAUAUGCAACAUCAGGCACAGCAACAUCAGCCACAGCCACAUCAACAUCAGCCACAGCAACAUCAUCAGCAACAUAUGCAGCAACAGGCGCCACAGCAGCAAGUGCGAAAGCCGCCUCAGCAAUAUAAUCAAGCGCAGCAGCAUCAGGUGCGUCGCAAGUACUCGUCGGAGUACAAUCAUCAUCACCAAGGAGCAGGAGUCAGCAGCAGCAGCGAGACGGGGAUACAGACCACAAAGACUAAGUCCUGGACAAACUCCGCGCAGCACAAGAAGUCCACGCAGUCCGUUUCGGUGACGGCAUCGCCCAACAAUGUGAACAAUGGUCCAGGAGGAGCGGCAACAGCAGGCGGCAGUGGCAGUGGCGGCUUCAGCAAACCCGGCGGCUACAGUCAUACCACAAAGACGUACACCAAUCAGCAGCAUUACCAGCAGCAGCACUAUCAGAAUAAUUAUACGAACAACAGCAGCACCAGCAGCAAUAGCAGCAGCAGCGGCGGCGCCAACAAUAGCAGCAGUGGCAGCAACAAUCAGCCGCAAGUUCGUACCUAUGGAACGAUGAAGGUGCCCUCGUCGCCGGUGGCAAGCAAUGCACCACUGCUAGAGCGGAAGAACAGUCAGCAAGGAGGAGCCACAGGAGCAGCAGCAGCAGCAGCAGCAGCAGCAGCAACAACAGCGGCAGCAGCAGCAACAACAGCGGCAGCAACAGCAGCAGCAACAGCAGCAGCAACAACUACCUCAACGGCGAGCAUAACAGCGACGCCGAGCCAUUUCCAGCAGCAGGAGACGAGCAAUGCGACGGCAGCAGCUCCUCAGCAACAACAGCAGCAGCCACAACCUCCCACACAGCCAGCGGCAACCACCAAGACCUACAGCAGCUAUGCGGCCAAGCGGCAGCAUACUGUCUACGAGCAGCCAGCGCUAAGCACCGUGGUAUCCUCAUCCGCAUCCUCUUCUUCCGCCAAUCCCCAGCCGCCACUUAAUCUGGCACCGCCUGCACCGCCUGCUUCGCAGAGCAACCAAAACAGUGCCGAGAGCUCGCAGCCGUCGUGGGCGAGUCUGUUUGCCAACAAGAAGCCAGUGGCCAAGGUGGCACCUUACGAGGCCAACAAACCAGCACCGGCAACGGCGCCUUUGCCACCGCUUCAGCCAGUGAUACAGUUGGCACCGCCGCAGCCACAGCUACAGGUUCAACCACAGCCGCAGGCCACAGUGGUAGUUGCAUCAGUACCACAGCCUCAGGCUCAACCUCAGCUGCAGCCGCAGGUACAGCCACAGAUACAGAUACAGAUACAGCCACAGAUACAGCCACAGGUGCCGCUUCAGACACAGCCACAGCCUCAACCUCAACCUCAGCCACAACCACAACCACAGCUGAAGCCCCAACCUCAACCACAGUUGAAGUUCCAACCACAACUGCAGCCACAGCCAAAACUGCAGCCACUUUUGCCCGCGCCGACAGCCCACCAGCAACUGCAACUUCCAGCACCCGUGCCUGCGCCCAUCACGCCUUUGAUAACACCCGGGACGCUCUCGUAUUCGGCUGCCUCUGCACAAGCGAUGCCAGCGCCCAGUCCCUCGGCAUCGAUCAAGCCACUGAAGCCAGAGCCUGCUGCGCGUCCGGCGGCCCAGCUCGAUGAGUGGACCAACAAAUACGCAGAUUUCUUGACACGUCAUAAGACCAAUUUGACGCCCAUUAGCCUGCGUCCCAGGGGCCUGACCAAUCGCUCAAACUAUUGCUACAUUAACUCUAUACUCCAGGCGCUGCUGGGCUGCUCGCCGUUCUACAAUCUGCUGCGAUCGAUACCCAAACAGGCGGCGGUCCUGAGUGACGUGAAGACGCCCACAGUGAAUGCCAUGAUGUCUUUUAUGACCAACUUUUCAUCGCUGCCCAGUGGCCUGCGUCUGCGUUUGAACACCCUCAAUAAGGCAGCCCAAAACAAGGGCAAAGAUGAAUUUGCCGGCACGGAUCUGCAAUGCGAUAUUGCCUUUGAGCCCACGGAUAUCUACAAGCUGUGGAACGAUAGCCGCGAAGAGCAUGUCGAGGGUCGCCAGGAGGAUGCCGAGGAGUUUUUAGGCUAUGUUUUGAAUAAACUCAACGAUGAGAUGUUGGAGGUAAUAAAACUGAUUGCCAAACCCGUGCCUCAACAGAAUGGCCAAGAGCAGCCGGAGUCGGAAGAUGGUGGUGAGGUCUGGCAGAAGAUCUGCAACAAUCGCAACAAGGGCAGUGUCACACGCCAAACAGAUUUUGGACGCACACCCAUCAGCGACAUCUUUCGCGGAGAAUUGCGCUCCCGUUUGCAACGCGAGGGAGAACACUCCACGGAUGUGAUUCAGCCGUUUUUUACUCUCCAAUUGAACAUUGAAAAAGCCGCUUCUGUCAAGGAAGCUCUAGAGAUCCUGGUGGGUCGUGAUCAAAUAGAGGGCGUCACUGGCAGCAAGACCAAACAGGAGGUAGUGGCCUGGAAGCAAAUGACCCUCGAAAAGCUGCCAGUUGUACUGAUAUUGCAUUUAAAGUACUUCGAUUACCGAUCCGAUGGCUGCACAAAGAUCCUAAAGAAAGUCGAGUUCCCCGCCGAACUGAAGAUCGAUGCCAAGAUACUUGGCUCAAAGAAGACCUCACAGAAGCAGCGUGCCUACCGCUUGUUUGCUGUUGUCUAUCACGACGGGAAAGAGGCCUCCAAGGGGCACUACAUUACGGAUGUGUUCCACACGGGGUACAAUAAUUGGCUGCGCUAUGACGACAGCUCGGUGAAACCGAUUAGCGAGAAGCAAGUGCUGCAGCCGCAUGCGCCGCGGGUGCCUUACCUACUCUACUAUCGUCGCUCAGAUACGAUACAGCAUGCCACACAGCCGCACCAGCAGGCAAAUGGGGGAGCUGCAUCGGGAGGCGUUGUGGGAGGAUCAACAGCCAAUUCGGACGCCAAUAAGUGAAAGAAAAAUUGUAAAAUAUAUCAGUUGUACCGAUAACUAUAAGUGUUAGGCGAUAUAGAGUGAGCGAGAGUGAGAGAGAGUGAGAGAGAGUGAGAGAGAGUGAGAGAGAGUGAGAGAGAGUGAGAGAGAGUGAGAGAGAGUGAGAGAGAGUGAGAGAGAAUGAGAGAGAGUGAGAGAGAGAGAGAGACCGAGCGAGUGAGUGAGUGAAAGAGUUUGGUUUUUAGAUGCAUAUACAUAUACAAAUAACAUAGCGAUUAAGAUAUAUUCAAGCGGUAUAUUAAGCCAAAAGUCCAAAGCGCAUGUGUGCGAAGAGAAGUGUGUGAGUGAAGCAAGGAACUGUAGCUCUAAGCUUAGGAAUUUAGCGAUUAAGAUGACUUCUUGAAACGAAUUCGUUGUACAAAGAGUAGCGAGAGGACGGCAAAUGAAAUCGUUGUACAACUAGUAGCGAGACAGAGUAGAAAGAGAAAGAAAAGAACUCGUAGCAAGUGAGAACGAACACUCGUACAAAGAGUAGCAAGAGAGAAACGAACACUCGAUAAACUGAACAGCGAGAGAAAAAAUAUCAUCUAUAACUUAGUUCUAAAGAAUAACUAGUUCCCCCCACUUUCCCCCAUUUCUUUCUCCACGGCAAAAAACAAAAAACUACUCUAGCCAUUAUCGUUAGUCAGUGUAUAGCCCCCUCCACCCUAGAAUUCUUUGAUUUAUGACAAAACAUUUAGAGCUGUAAAUAUUAUACGAUUUAACUAUAUAUUGUACUGCAGUUUUUCGUGUGUGGCAUGCAGCAUGUGCAUUUAGACGCCCAACAAUAUAUAUGGAAUGCUUUGAAUA